GUCGACCCAGCCUGCUUUACAUGGUUUAUACAAUGUCUAUUGUUUUUAAAAUUUUCUUUUGAUAUUUUCCAAAAAGGUGUCAAUAAUUUUGUGCAAAGAGUUUAUUUAAUAAAACCUAUAUUUUCCAAUUCGGAAAUAUGAAAAUAUUUAAAUGUGAUGUAAAUGUAACAUAGUCCAAUUUGUUUCUAACCUACAAAACACAUCGACAUUACAAUUUUUAAGUUUGCAAUUUUUAGAACGGUAACAGCGUUAUAUGUCCAAUGGUCAUAACUUUUUUGGACACUUAAAAUUUUUGUCUUUUAUAACAAGAUCUAUUUAUUUAAAAGAAUACUCUAGUUUACCUGAUUAUACACUUUCGGCAUGUGUGAUAAAGGUGACAAAAAUGCAAAAAUGACUUCUGACGAGAAACCAGAGAAAUCGGGAAAUGAAGUUGUAAAAAGCAAACGUAAACGUUCAAAGCAAAAAGAAAAGGAAAUAAGAGAAUAUGAGAAACUAAAGCAAAAGAUAGAAACUUACUACAAGAAGCGUUUAAAUGAAAACGCUGAAAAAUCUUCACAAUCAAAGCCUGACAUGUCACAAAAGCUGGAGAUUGUCGAUGAUGGCUUGAGCAAGGUGCCACUAGAACCAAACAUUAUUGAUUCAGAACUUAACCGUAUAAAAGUAGAUAUUGUUCAAGUUAUUUCGGAGGAAACUUCUGCUAAAGGUGAAAUUCAACGUGAAAUUAUUCAUCCUGACGAGAUUAAACUGGAAAGACGAAAGGAUGAAGGACUGAAACCCAUAUUUGAUCGUCCCGAAGUUAGAUUUUUCGAUCAAGUGCAAAGAGAAAGAGAGAAUGAAAUAUUCAAGCAGAAACAGAUUUUUGUGCAUGAAUUAAAGAAAUUAGUUAAACUCCUGUUUCCCGAUGAACACUCGGGAAUGUCUAUGGAUCGAAGGAGAAGUAGAAGUAAUUCUGUAGAUCAUCGACGUAGGCAUCACAGUCCACAGAGUCCUUCUACCUCUAAAUCUUGGGGAUUAUCAGAAAGGUUGGAAUCAGGCAAUGAAUGCAAAAGUCCUGGUGAAUUGGAAAUUACAACUAAUGGAGAAACUGUUAAAAGCAGUGAACUUCAAAACGAUAUCAGUUCUGAAGAGGGCUCGUUGUCGAAACGGGAAGGUAAUGCCAUGUUCGUAAUGUUGGAUGAGUGGCAAAAAGAAAUAGAUGGUCGAAGAGAAGGAACUGCUGCAAAUAGUGAAAUUCAACGUGAUGAUAGUUCUGAUGAAGCUCCACUGAAAAAACAAAAGGUUGAAGAAACAAAGCCUCCCCUUGAUCGCGAGGAAAUUAAGUUGCUUGAUGAAUGGCAGAAAGAAAUAGACGCACGAAGACAGGCAUGUUUAAAGCAAUUGGAAAGAAGUAGAAACAGACGGAGGAGCAGAAGUAGGACUAGAAGUCUGUCGCCAUAUUAUCGAAGUAAAACUUACGGCUCAACAUCCAAAUCAUCAUUCAUCUUAGAAGACUUUACUAGGGAGGAAAUUCUUUAUCGUGAAUAUCGAGAAAUGUCGAGAGAACGACGUGAAAGAAGAAGAGCUUCUGAAUUAGCUCAUUACAUGGAUCGAGUACCCAUUUCAGCAUAUUAUGAUACUAUGCCUUUAAGGAUGAUGCCAAUGCGUCCUUCUCCAGUUAGAACAGGUGUCUUUCCUGGUGGGCCAAGAUUGCCCUUUCCAGCGAGAUUUAUGUAUUCUGCAACGAGACCACAGAUUUUUCCGCCGGGGACGUGAUGAAGGUGUGAUUUGAAGGAUCUGACGUUAAAAAAAUGUGUGAGAAACAGUACAGAACAUAUAAACCUAAUAUGCUUCAAAAUUGAAGCAAAAAGAAGUUUGUAUUUUAAAAAAUUUUAUGUUUAAAUUUUGUUUUACUUUAUGUUUUAUUAUUUUAAAUGGUGGUUGUGUACAAUGCAGUGUGUUUAAAGUACAACCGAUUUUUUUAGACAUUUGUGAUAUAGAUAGCAACAGUUAUUUCGUUAUUUUUUAAGACACAGAUCAUUGUUGCGGAUCUAAACUUAAGUCAACAGUAGCCAUAUAGUUUAUAAACGUCGCUCUGUACAUAUAGAUAUUAAUUGAUGUAAUUUAAUAUUGAUUAA
This is a messenger RNA of Belonocnema kinseyi, 2114 nucleotides long. RefSeq lists its product as uncharacterized. The transcript is spliced from 8 exons. The record is from RefSeq and is a predicted model, not a curated record. Bases 361 to 1752 code for a protein of 463 amino acids. NCBI's taxonomy places the organism in Eukaryota, Metazoa, Arthropoda, Insecta, Hymenoptera, Cynipidae.